Talaromyces proteolyticus is the source of this 1432-nucleotide messenger RNA. Its product is annotated as pyridoxal phosphate-dependent transferase. NCBI's taxonomy places the organism in Eukaryota, Fungi, Ascomycota, Eurotiomycetes, Eurotiales, Trichocomaceae. The transcript has a single exon. Gene Ontology annotation, biological process: glycine biosynthetic process; L-threonine catabolic process. Gene Ontology annotation, cellular component: cytosol. Gene Ontology annotation, molecular function: L-allo-threonine aldolase activity. The coding region runs from base 233 to 1189 and encodes 318 amino acids. The record is from RefSeq and is a predicted model, not a curated record.
UAGCAGGAAUACUGACUUCAUUAAAUAUCUAGAAAAAAUGUCAAAAAUGGGACCUAUUACUAGUGAAGACACGUCAAAUAAUAGCCACGACCAACAAAAUACAUGGCUGCAUCCUAAUACUGCAGCAUUUGAUUUCCGUGGUAUAAUUGGAACAAUCCCUUUCCUUUUCUAUAAAUGCUAAGACGCAAUUGACGAGCUUUUAGGGGAUGUUAGAACAAGACCGACCGCAGAAAUGCUGCAGGCACUGUCCCGUGCCAGCCUCGAGGAUGACGUCUCAGGCACUGAUACAACUACAAACGAACUUCAAACAUUCAUAGCCCAGCUAACUGGCAAGCCCGCUGGCCUAUUUGUUUUAUCUGGAACCAUGGGCAACAUUGUCUCUCUUCGCAGUCUUCUCUCUCAGCCACCGUAUGCGGUCCUCUGCGACUCCCGCGCCCAUAUUCUGAACAGUGAAUCGGGAGGAGCAUUUGUGUUUACCGGAGCUAUCCCUCAAGCAGUGCAGGCCACAAAUGGGAAAUAUCUUACCUUGGAAGACAUUAUACCACACAUCAAAAUUGACGAUGGUAAACAGAUACACUCGGCUGCUACGCGAGUAAUAUCUCUCGAGAAUACACUGAAUGGCAUGGUAAUGCCGUUGCAAGAAACCCGGCGAAUCUGUGAGUACGCGCAUAAACAUAGUAUAUUAGUUCAUUUGGAUGGGGCCCGGCUCUGGGAAGCGGUUACAUCGGGAGAAGCAGGGGGUUUGUUGUCCGAGUAUGGAGCGUUGUUUGAUACCAUCACGCUGUGCUUCGCCAAGGGUUUGGGAGCAUCCGCCGGCGCUGUCAUUGUUGGAAAUGAAGAUGUCAUCCGUCGUGCACGCUGGAUUAAGCAGAGUAUUGGAGGGGGUAUACGGCAACCCGGCCCCUUAUGUGGUGCAGCGCGUGUGGCUGUGGAAAGGACAUUCUGCGGGGGUCUCCUUAGGAGAACGCAUGAAGUCGCGAGAGAUAUUGCCACAUUCUGGCAAGAGAGUGGCGGGAAGCUGAGAUAUCCGACGGAGACGAAUAUGAUUUGGCUGGACUUUGAAGGGUUGUCAUUUUCUUUACAGGACCUUGUUGACGAGGCAGCUAAGAGGGGAGUUUUGGUUUCAAGGCCCAGGCUGGUUGUGCAUUAUCGUGAGUUUUUCUUUCUGUUAACAGUCCAUUUAAGUUGAGGAGAUGUUUUGCUGAUCAAAUGCAGAGAUAUGUGACGAGGCAGUUGAGCAUCUGAAGGAAGUGUUGAAAGCGUUAUUCAAGAACCAACGCCAGGGGGAAAGAUUGACUAGCGGUAUUUUUUUCUUUUGAUUGUUGUGUUGUAGAUAGGCAUUCCAAUGUGAUAGACCGUCUUUAAAACAUUAAAAACAAGUAGUCGUGAUGGAGAAGCCAAGCAUAGUGUUUAUUGAUGUUUUUAGUGUUUG